AUGCAAACCAUUCAACCAUCGCCACUAUCAACUCCCAAGUCGGCCACCGCGUUGUGGACUGCUCGGUUGAUCGCCACGCUCUGGAAACUCGCAGUUAGUCGCGCUCGCAAGCUGCGCAGACAAUCUCAAUCCGAUACGACCAAACCCGACACUGGCAGUGAUUUUCAGAAACCAACACCUGAAGAAGAGCUCGACGAGGCCUCAAUCAUGCACGAAGCUGCUCUCUCGGUGGUUGCAUCGGGUGUCAUUUCGCUCGCUGAUUUCGAAGCUGUCACGGGCUACAGUUUGUCCAAGAACCAUAACCGCGAGAUACACCCAACGAACGACGACGCGAGCUCCGAAGCAGCCACGGACAUGUCCGAUUGUUGCAGCAUUGCGAGCAGCGACGUGUACGAGAGUAUACUGGAGGAGGAGCUUUCGGUUUCGAGUUCCACCAGGAGAUUGAGCGUCUGUAAGCCUCUUUCGAGCAAGUCCGCGAAAUGGGUUUGCGUUGGAUAUGGUCGCUACGUGAAGGUCCCGGAAAAGCUGUAA
This is a messenger RNA of Phytophthora nicotianae INRA-310, 531 nucleotides long. RefSeq lists its product as hypothetical. Lineage: Eukaryota; Oomycota; Peronosporomycetes; Peronosporales; Peronosporaceae. The coding region runs from base 1 to 531 and encodes 176 amino acids. The record is from RefSeq and is a predicted model, not a curated record. The transcript has a single exon.